AUGCAGAUUGGAAGCCCAUCGGACCUCAUCCUCCAGGUGCCACGCCCGCGACUUGACGCGAACGGCGUCCCGAUUCAAGCUACCGACCACGAGAUUGACCGCGAAACGAUGCGCAUCGCCCUCACAUACAUGAGCGACUAUCUGGCUUCCAAAGGCCAGACGCUGACAGUCAUUGCCGUCGGCGGAGCUGUCAAUAUCUUGCUGCUUGGUUCCAGGCUUUCCACCCACGAUCUUGACUUCAUGGGCACCCAUCUCAACAACGACCAACGCGUAGCGAUCGAUGAAGCGGCUCACUUCGCGGAGAGACAGUGCAGCAAGCCUCUGGGUUCCCAGUGGUUCAACAACGAGACGCAGAUGUGGCUUUCGCCGCCAGUGCACCGGCAGAUCACCGAGCAAGCCCUCCAACAGAAUGAGAUCGUCUUCGAAAAGCAUGGCCUGAGAAUUGUUGCGGCGCCGUGGAUUUACGCUCUCGCAUCCAAGACACACCGGCUGGCGCGGGACCGGCGAGCGGAGCAAAUGGCGAGAGCACGGCCGUACGAUGUCACGGAUGCCGCUACCUACUUGCGCAAAUAUGUCCAGCAGAACGGAGGCCAAGCACAGAGUCGGGCUUCAGUCCAGGCUCGCUGCGUCGAGUUCGGCUUCCGCGUGGACGAUGUUGACCUUCAGACCGUCAACGCCGAGUAUCGACGACUGUACCGCGCAGACGGUCUGGUGGCAUAA
Molecule: messenger RNA, 720 nt
Organism: Zymoseptoria tritici IPO323
Lineage: Eukaryota; Fungi; Ascomycota; Dothideomycetes; Mycosphaerellales; Mycosphaerellaceae
Exons: 1
Coding region: 1-720 (239 amino acids)
Source: RefSeq, a predicted model, not a curated record